Messenger RNA from Peromyscus californicus insignis, 2709 nucleotides. It is a transcript of the gene Tdp1, whose product is annotated as tyrosyl-DNA phosphodiesterase 1. Gene Ontology annotation, biological process: double-strand break repair; single strand break repair. The coding region runs from base 623 to 2470 and encodes 615 amino acids. The transcript has 16 exons. Gene Ontology annotation, cellular component: nucleus. Gene Ontology annotation, molecular function: single-stranded DNA binding; 3'-tyrosyl-DNA phosphodiesterase activity; double-stranded DNA binding. NCBI's taxonomy places the organism in Eukaryota, Metazoa, Chordata, Mammalia, Rodentia, Cricetidae. The record is from RefSeq and is a predicted model, not a curated record.
UCUCUGGCGGCGGCCGUAACUCUGCGCCCGCCCUCCUGAUGGCGGCGCGCUGGCCUGGGCCAUCCGACGUGGUAGUUGGGAGGCCUGCAGGGCUCGGUGCGGACCGCGAGGAGACCGUCGAGGCCGGGGUCCUUGGGCACGGCCCCCUCCUCCCCGAGCCCCGGAUCCUGCAGUCCUUGCCCCUGGAGCGCUCUGCGAAGGCGAGGGGCAGGCGCUCCCCCCGGGGCACGCUCUGAACCUCUCUGCCCUCGCUUUCCACAUCAUGGGGACGGCCGUGAAAUAGGUUGUCUUGAGGGUGAAAUGAAUAUGUUACCCUUGCAAUGGUGUCCGGGCAGAGCCGAGCGCCCGGGCAAGUUGACAGCUUCGCGAUUUGCUUAGCGUACCCCCAAAUUACCCACUUCUCCAUGGCAGUCUCCUUAAGCACCCGGUACCCCAGCUCCUGCGGAAGCGUCUUUAUUGCCACGUGCUCACAGAGUUGUACGGAAUAUACUCAUUUCAAAAGGUUAAACUGGCCAAGGCACUCCUCUUGCUAAAACACCGAGUGAGAGUCCCAUUGUUUUAAGAAUAAAAUUUGGCUUUUGACAGCCUUACCUCACUUCUCCCAUCCCUUUCUUUCUGGACCAUGCCUAUAUUAAGAAGUAUAAUGUCCCAGGAGAGCAGCUAUGGGAGGUGGACUAUAUCCAGUAGUGACGAAAGCGAGGAUGAAAAGUCCAAACCUGACAAGCCGUCCACAUCCCGUCUCCCCCAGGCAGGGCAGGGGGCAGUGAAGGAGCCCACGUACACCUGCUCAGAGGCCCGCAAGGCUGCGCACAAGAGACAGCUCUCACCUGUGAAAUUCAGCAACACAGACUCAGUGUUACCGCCCAAAAAGCUGAAGAGCGAUUCCACAGAAGGUCUCGGCUGGUGUCUGUCCAGCAGCGACGAUGAACAGCAGCCAGAGACACAGCAGGAACAGCCUAAGCACAUGGUGGUUCAAGAGAAAAAACGUGACUCCUCGCCCAACAUGACUACUGCCCAGAAAGCUGUAGAUCGCAGCCCUCCUGCCAGCCAUAGGCCUCAAAGGGCAGACGAUGAGUACGAGACCUCAGGGGAAGGCCAGGACAUCUGGGACAUGCUGGAUAAAGGGAACCCCUUCCAAUUUUACCUCACUCGAGUCUCAGGGAUUAAGGCCAAGUACAACUCCAAAGCCCUCCACAUCAAGGAUAUUUUAUCCCCUCUGUUUGGGACCCUUGUCUCUUCAGCUCAGUUUAACUACUGCUUUGAUGUGGACUGGCUCGUAAAGCAGUAUCCCCCAGAAUUCAGGAAGAAACCCAUCCUGCUUGUGCACGGCGAUAAGAGAGAAGCCAAGGCGCACUUGCACGCCCAGGCAAAACCCUACACGAAUGUUUCCCUGUGCCAGGCAAAAUUGGAUAUUGCAUUUGGAACACACCACACGAAAAUGAUGCUCUUGCUCUAUGAAGAAGGCCUCCGAGUCGUCAUCCACACCUCCAACCUCAUCCGGGAAGACUGGCACCAGAAAACCCAAGGAAUAUGGUUGAGCCCUUUAUACCCACGAGUUGACCAGGGAAACCACACAUCUGGAGAGUCAAGCACCCAUUUUAAAGCUGACCUCAUCAGUUAUUUGACGGCGUACAAUGAUCCUUCUCUCCAGGAGUGGAUAGACACCAUCCAAGAGCAUGAUCUCUCUGAAACCAAUGUUUACCUUAUUGGCUCAACCCCUGGACGCUUUCAAGGAAGUCACAAAGAUAACUGGGGACAUUUUAGGCUUAGGAAGCUUCUGCGGAUGCAUGCCCCAUCUGUACCUAAAGGCGAGUGCUGGCCCAUUGUGGGUCAGUUUUCAAGCAUUGGUUCCCUGGGGCCUGAUGAGUCCAAGUGGCUGUGCUCAGAGUUUAAAGAGAGCUUGCUGGCACUGGGAGAGGACGGCAGAACUCCAGGAAAAAGUACAGUUCCUCUUCAUCUGAUCUAUCCUUCUGUGGAAAAUGUGCGGACCAGCUUAGAAGGAUAUCCUGCUGGGGGCUCUCUUCCCUAUGGCAUCCAGACAGCUGAAAAACAGAAUUGGCUGCAUUCCUACUUUCACAAGUGGUCAGCAGAGACUUCUGGCCGAAGCAACGCCAUGCCACAUAUUAAGACGUACAUGAGGCUCUCAUCAGACUUCAGUAAACUGGCUUGGUUUCUUGUGACGAGCGCGAAUCUGUCCAAGGCCGCCUGGGGAGCACUGGAGAAGAACGGCACCCAGCUGAUGAUCCGCUCCUACGAGCUUGGGGUUCUUUUCCUCCCGUCGGCAUUUGGCCUGGACACCUUCAAAGUGAAGCAGAAAUUCUUCUCCAGCAGCUGUGAGCCAGUGGCCUCCUUUCCGGUGCCCUAUGACCUGCCCCCAGAGAUCUACGGGAGUAAAGAUCGGCCGUGGAUCUGGAACAUUCCUUAUGUCAAAGCACCCGAUACGCACGGGAACAUGUGGGUGCCUUCCUGAGACAAAGUACUGUGAAGUUUGAGUGUAAGACGAUGAAUGUUCCUGUUUGUACUGGUUGUUCACCUCCCUUUAAAUCUUAAUUUGCACCCAUACAAAACUCUUUGCAAAAGUCAGUCUCAGUUAUGUGUCUGAUGGUCAUUGUCAACAUCCUCCCUAAGAAAGAGAAGUGUUAUUUUCUUAAUUCACUUUUAUAUGUUCUUGAAAUCAAGCUAUUAAACUUCAUACUGUUUAAAAAUGUA